Athalia rosae (coleseed sawfly) is the source of this 1923-nucleotide messenger RNA. RefSeq names its product WW domain-binding protein 11-like. Gene Ontology annotation, cellular component: spliceosomal complex. Lineage: Eukaryota; Metazoa; Arthropoda; Insecta; Hymenoptera; Athaliidae. Gene Ontology annotation, biological process: mRNA cis splicing, via spliceosome. The record is from RefSeq and is a predicted model, not a curated record. The transcript has 7 exons. Bases 140 to 1822 code for a protein of 560 amino acids.
UGAUAUUCCACUAGUUAUUCCACCCAAAGCCCAAAACCUCCGGCGGUACAGUCGCCUGUCGGUGUUGUAAAUAAUUUGUGUAAAAUCACUUCAUUUUAAAGAUUUAUUGUGAAAACUGUGCAGAAAUAUAUCUACAAAGAUGGGUCGACGGUCAAUAAAUACCACUAAAAGUGGAAAAUAUAUGAAUCCUACGGAUCAAGCCCGUAAGGAAGCACGUAAGAAAGAGCUGAAGAAAAACAAGAAGCAACGUCAACUCGUACGCGCUGCUGUCCUUAAAGGAAAAGAUCCAGCACAGAUUAUCGAGGAGAUGGAAAAAAUCGAUCAAAUGGAGUACAAUGUUAUGCAGCCUCCACCAUUGAAUGAGAAAGUUUUGAAAGAUAAAAGAAAAAAGCUUAAAGAAACCCUGGAUCGUGUCUUAAAAAUGUAUGCCAAGGAUGAUCAAGAAAAAUGGACGGAAUUAAAGGAACAAUUAAUACAAUAUGAACGACGAAGGAUAGAUUUAGUCACAUAUUUUGACGCAGUCCGACACGCACAGCAAGUUCAAGUGGAUGAGAUUCCACUGCCUUCUGCUGGUGGUGAAGUGGCAAGAAUAUACCCAGGGGCUUUGACUUCCCAAAUACCGCUACCAGAGAUGCCGCAACCACCUUCUCACCUUUACUCAACCCACUCUUCAUUCAUACCUCAUCAUCCAUUGAUGAAUAUUCCUGUACCACAGAGUAUAUUGAAGAAAACCAGUGCUUAUACAUCUGCUACAUCCGCUACGAAUCUGCUACCAAUCAAUAAGGAACCUCCGGGAGUCCCACCGUUUCCGCCACCAGAUCUAUCUAGUGAUGAAGAUGAGCCAACUGAAACGGCCAAAGAGUUGAGCCUCAAAUCCAGAACAAUUCGUUUUGCUGAUGAUAAGGAUGAUAAAAAAGAAUCAUCAGAACUCAAAGAGAAAGAAAAAGAGAAAGGAAGAGAGAUUGAAAAGGAAAAAGAAUCUUCCAAGGUAAAACCUACGACUCUGCAGCAAAAAAUGUUAGCAAUGGCUGGACAGGAUAUUGAUCAGUUUAUGCGUGAAAUGGAAGUCGUGCACAAGAAAAGAGAAACUGAACGAGCACAAGACUUGAAUGCUCGAUUAACAUUGCUCGAUGCUGAUGCGAACGCCAAAGCUAACUCCAACGGAAAGUCUGAACAGGAUGAAGGUCUAGAGCCUCCUGGAUUGAUGGGUCAUCCUCCGCCACACAAUCCUCAUCAUCCGCAACAUCCACACCAACACUCUUUACCGCCUCUUGGUCUUCCCCCACCUCCACUUCUGUAUCGUCCACCACCACCACCCAUGCAUGCUCUUCGAAUGCCACCGCCUCCUCCACCUCGCAUUGGACUCAGGCUACCACCAGGUCCGCCACCCGGUAUGCCUCGUCUUCUCCGACCAGGACCACCUGGCAUUCCGCGAAUGCCACCACCGCAAAUGCAGAUUCCGAAUCUGGGCAACUUAGCAAAUAUGGCAAAUUCUCAAAUCCAGAAUCAGUCUACUGGAGGAUCUCAGCCAAAAACACCAAACGUGCUGUCGGCAGCUCCACAGCUCAUUAACAGAAAGGAUAAGGACGGCAAGAGCUCAAGUACAAUCGAAGCUAAACCACAAAUCAGAAAUUUGGCCGCUGACGUCACCCGUUUUCUACCGACGUCUCUUAGAGUUAAAAGAGAUGAUAAGAAAAAGCCUAGUUCUAUACCUAAAAUGCCUGACAGAUUCAUCGAAGCUCAGCCUCAGAGGCUCGUUCAACCAAAGACUAAGGAUGACGCCUACAUGCAGUUCAUGCAAGAAAUGGAAGGCUUGCUUUGAACAAAUGAUUUGUAUUUAUUUGUCAUCACGCUGGUAUUGUCGCUGCAUAUUAACAAAGAGCAUUCAAUUAGCAAUUGCAAUUAAAUAUUUCACACAGUCAA